GAUGUUUAGCCAACACUAGAAGGAAUAGUGGUGAGCAGAAGAAAAAAUAGUAGUUCUUUGUUUCGUCAUCGGUUUUUCGCAAUUUUUUAAUGUUAAACUUGUAUAUUUGUGCUGAAAAAUAUCAAAUAUCGAUAGUAAAAUAUUUAAAUAAUUAUAAUUCAUUGAAUACUUAUUCGAAAAACAUGAACAUAGGAUGAAAAGAACCAUUUUGUAAGUGCACCAAUUGGGCUACAGAAAAAGUGGAAAAGGAAGAAAAAAACUUCCAUUGCACUUGGAGAAGACAAAAGAAAAGAAGCAGGAAAAAGCAAAUGAAAUAAAACAUUGAAAUUGAGCUUCAUCGAGUUGUGCUGGUGUGUUGUUAUAGCACACAAUACCGUCAUACUAACCAAUAAUAGGAAGACAACAGUCAUACACAUAUACAACGUCUAUUAAGUAGUUGAUUUUGUGAAGCAGACCACAGCGCGACACAGCAGCUGCCAUAGCAGACUUACUCAUUUGUUUGUAGAAUGUUGGAGCUCUGCUGAGUGGAAAACUAAAACACAACAAAAGUUCUCUAUCGCAACCAUCGUCAGGCAGGUAGAGCUCCAAAGACGUUUAAGCAGAGAGGUUAGCAAUCACGUCUCAACGGUAGCAGUAGCAGCAACUGCAAAAGCUUGCGGACCAGAGCGCCUGAACGAGAGCGUUUUCGCGCGACGAGAGUGUUUUGUUGACGUGUGUGUAAGUAAAGAGACUCAAAAUUGAUAGAAAUAACAAGAAGGCUGCUGCAACUGGUGCCUCUUCCGAGGACCAGCCGCCGCGCAAAAAAGGACGACGUUCAGCAGGAGGAUCAACAGCAGCAGCCGCAGCGGGAGCUUCAAUAACGACGACCGGAAUCGCCGCAGCAGCAGCAGGAGCACCUAGCAGCAAUUGUCUCAGUACGAGUGUGUCUAUUGACGCAGAAACAGCGUCGACUUCACGAGCGGCACAACAGCAGCGAUUAAAUCAAAAUCAAAAUACCCGUGAGAAGCAAAAUAGAGGUGAAUCAAAAAAUAGUAAUAGCGUAAAUACUGAAACAAUUGAGAAUACACAAGAAAAUACAACAAGAAACUCACCAAUUAGCAGUGAUAGUGUUGUGGACGCCGUCAGUGGCGCUGUCGUUGAUCGUAAUAUUGAAGUAUUUGAACAAAGUACUAAUUCCAAUAGUGGUAACGAAACAACGAAAAUGCAAAACUCGGCUUUGAAUCCCUCAUCAUCGAGCGCGUCCUCGUCGGGUUCGGGUACGGGUACGGGUUCCGCGUCCGUAUCGGCUUCCGGUGCCGCUCCGGUUGGCAAUUCAUCAUCAGCUAAUUCGGCAGCUGAUGGUGGUGGUGGUGGUAGUAGUACGCUGGGACCUGCUGGCGGCGAUUCGCUGGUCAAUGUGUCCAAUUCGGCAAAUUCAUCGACUUCAACGUCAAAUGGACACGACACAAAACAUAAUGGCUUUUCGGACAACAAUGAAAGUGGCACCUUAGAUGCACAAAACAAUCAUGAUCAAUCGAUCGUGGCCGUCGCCAAUCACAAUUUUCACUUGGACAAAACUAAUCAAGAGAUUAUUCGGUUGAUUGGUCAAUACUUGCAAGACAUUGGUUUAGACAAAUCGGUAAAAACCUUAAUGACCGAAUCGGGUUGCUAUUUAGAGCAUCCAGCUGCCUCGAAGUUUCGGGAGCAUGUCUUGUCGGGCGAGUGGGGAAAGGCAGAUGCCGAUUUGAAGGAGCUUGAACCACUCAUUGAUAAUGGCAAACCGUCGACUAUCAUCGAAAUGAAAUUUUUAUUAUUAGAGCAAAAGUACUUGGAAUUUUUGGACGAUGGUUGUCCAUUGGAUGCCUUACAUGUGUUGCGCAAUGAGCUAACACCGUUACAGCACAACACGUCUCGCGUCCAUCAACUUUCCUCAUAUAUGAUGUGUUCGAAUAAUCACGAUCUCUAUCAACGCGCCAAAUGGGAAGGCAAAGGUAUAUUAUCACGUGCUGUGGUCAUGGACCGACUGCAAGCAUUCCUACCACCAUCGGUUAUGAUGCCACCACGCCGUUUACGCCACCUACUACAACAAGCAGUUGAAUUGCAAUCGAAACAUUGCGAUUUCCACGAUAUGGCCUUUAAAACAAAUCUACAGAGUGUAUCAUUGCUCAGUGAUCACACCUGCGAUACCGAUGGCUUUCCCAUGCAGACCAUACAGGUACUCACCGAUCACUGCGAUGAAGUUUGGUAUUGUAAAUUCUCGCCAGAUGGCUUGAAACUUGCUACUGGCAGCAAAGAUUCCACAGUCAUUAUAUGGGAUGUAGAUCCAUAUAAGUUGACAUUAAAGCAUCGUCGCAUACUCGAAGGUCAAUCGAAUAUAAGUGUGGCUUUUGUUAGCUGGAGUCCCGAUUCGAAACUCUUAUUAGUGGGUGGACCCGAUGAUACACCCGAAAUUUGUAUAUGGAAUGUAGAAGAUGGCAAGCUGGUGUUAAAGAUGUCUCAGUCGGUGGAUGACAGUCUAUCGUGUGGUGCUUUCAAUCGCGAUGGUACACGCUUCGUUUGCGGUGGUCAAAAGGGACAAUUCUAUUUGUGCGACCUGAGUGGAACGAUUCUCAAUACGUGGGAAGGGGUGCGCAUCAAUAGCGUGGCCUACCGCGCAGACAAUAAGACUAUAAUAGCAUCCGAUAGUCAUUAUCGUAUCAGAGGCUAUAAUUUUGAAGAUCCGGGUACAGAUUUCGACAUACUCAAAGAACCGCACCCGAUCAUGACUUUUACGGUAAACUCUGCAGAUCGUUUGGCACUGCUCAAUAUUUCUAGCCAAGGCUUGCAUCUAUGGGAUUUGGAGGACAAGUGCCUGGUACGUCGGUUUCAAGGAAUUCGUCAGAGCAAAUUUGCCAUACACUCAUGCUUUGGCGGUGUAAAUGAGAGUUUUGUGGCGAGCGGUAGUGAGGAUAAAUUGGUAUGUAUUUGGCAUAUACGACGUGAAGAGCCAUUGGGCAAGCUGGCUGGUCACACAAAAACAGUGAAUUGUGUUUCCUGGAAUCCUGUGUAUCCGUCCCUUUUGGCAUCGGCCAGUGAUGAUGCCACAGUACGCAUUUGGGGCCCAAAAUCACACAGUGCCAAUGCAACACCCGAGAGUGAUGACUGUUCAUCUUGUUCAUCAUCAUCGUCGUGGAACAUGACAUCGUAAUUCAACACAAACAAAUGCAUAUAUAGACGUCAUAACAGCGAUAACCAAUAGAGGAGCACACCGUUGUUGUCGCCAUAACCAAGUAGAUAAACACAAAAAAACUACAAUACCAAUAUUACAAUAGUACCAACAAUUACAAUCGACAAACAACAACAAAAAUAUGCUGUAGAGCUGAAUGGAAGGCAAAGAAAAUAUUUGUUAAGGAGCUAAAGAAAGAAACAGCAACAGCAAGCAUAAAGUAUUCAUGUACAGGACAGUGUUGUAAUUAAUACCAACAACGCGAUACACUUUUCGAAAUCUAGUUCGAAAGUGUAAUUCGACGAAAGAAGCAGCAGUUUUUGUGGGAUUAGAAUGUAAGCGUGCAAGCACAGCAGCAAUAAAAUAGUCCAAUUUUCUUUUUAAAUCCUAACUAUCUACAUACAUGUAAAGGCAACAUAAAAAUCAUGAACAUAGAGAUACAAAUAUGUUAAAUGAAUACCAACAAUAAUUAUUAACGAAAAAAUAUAAAGAAUCACGCCACAACAAUAAAUUAGUUUGAAAAAUAAACCAAAAAAUACAGCAAAAAAAAAAAUAUGUAAUUGAUGAAAAAAUAAACGGCUGGAUACAGAAGCAAACAUUAAGAAAAAAUUAAUUGUAGCAAUUAAAACGAAGGUUUAUAUGUAACGUAUAAGAUAAGCGUUAAUU
Rhagoletis zephyria (snowberry fruit fly) is the source of this 3850-nucleotide messenger RNA. RefSeq names its product WD repeat-containing protein 26 homolog. Lineage: Eukaryota; Metazoa; Arthropoda; Insecta; Diptera; Tephritidae. Gene Ontology annotation, molecular function: protein binding. Gene Ontology annotation, cellular component: GID complex. Gene Ontology annotation, biological process: proteasome-mediated ubiquitin-dependent protein catabolic process. The record is from RefSeq and is a predicted model, not a curated record.